AUGGCGGGAUUAGAACUUAUCUUUUCUACUGUUUGCAACGCGACAUUUUGUGGAACUAUAGAUGAUAAUCCAUUGCACGAUGUUAAACCAGUACGCCACCAGUUGGAAAAUUUUGUAAAUGGCACGCAUCUGAGGAUUGGAACGAUCAAUUAUUAUCCUGAGAGUUGGGUGGAAAGGACUGAAAAUGGCACAUACAUAGGCAGGGGAGCAGCAUUCGACUUGGUACAUAUAUUACAGAAGAAAUUCAAUUUCACUUACGAAGUUGUCGUUCCGGAAAGGAACAUGUUGUACAGCGAUAACAGACCACUGGAAUCCCUCAUUGGGCUACUUGGCUCAAAUCGUAUUGAUCUGGCAGCGGCAUUUAUUCCAAUUAUGAAGAACUCAGAUCAAUUUGUAACAUUCUCAACGGUUAUUGAUGAGUGUAAUUGGAUGAUGAUGCUAAGACGCCCAAAGGAGUCGGCGGCUGGUUCUGGACUUCUUGCACCCUUUGACGAAAAUGUUUGGUUAUUAACCCUGGCAGCAGUUAUGAUAUAUGGACCGUGCUUGACACUGCUUACGAAACUUCGUAGUAAGUUAAUGCCAGAAGAAGAGGAUUAUAUUCGCCUAUCUCCGAGCUUUUGGUUUGUGUAUGGAGCUUUUAUUAAGCAGGGUACCUCGUUGUCUCCUUCUGCAAACACAACCCGCGUUUUAUUUGCGACAUGGUGGCUGUUUAUAAUUUUACUAUCAGCAUUCUAUACAGCAAAUUUGACCGCUUUUUUGACCUUAUCGAAAUUCACUUUGGACAUAGAAACAGUUCAGGAUUUGUAUAAGAAAAACUAUCGAUGGGUGGCUCCAGAAGGUGGCGCUGUAGAAAAUGCUGUCAAAAACCCGGAUGAAGUAAUAAAUUUCCUACUAAAAACAGUUACGACUGGACGAGGUAGAUUUCUGUCAGUCAGAGAUACUUCCUCGUUCCUUACUUACGUAUCCGAAGGAGCGGUGUUAGUCCAACCAAGCGUAACUUUACAAUACCUUAUGUACAACGACUAUUUACAAAAAACCAGGCUGGGUGUACCUGAAGCUGAAAGAUGCACGUUCGUAGUUGCACCUGGUGUAUUCAUGACCAAAAGGAGAGCGUUUGCAUAUCAGCAUAAGUCGAAAUUGAAAUCGCUGUUUAAUCCGGUUAUAAAGCGCGUAAUACAUUCGGGAAUUCUUUCGCACCUCUCUUUGCGUAACUUACCCGAUACUAAGAUCUGCCCUCUGGACUUACAAUCAAAAGACAGGCAGUUGAGUAACACGGAUCUCCUGAUGACAUAUUACAUCAUGAUAACGGGAUUAGCUGCUGCUCUUGCUGUCUUCCUUGCAGAAAUAUGCCUAAAACGCUACAUUCACCCCAAAAGUGACGCCAUACAUCCAAGGUUCCGCCAAAAGAGACCAAAUAAGAUUGAACCAGCUAUAUUUGAUGACAACCGUCCGCCGCCAUACGAGUCUUUGUUCGGAAAAACCAAAGGAGAAUCGAAAAAGAAGUUUAUCAAUGGCAGAGAGUAUUGGGUUAUAAAGAAAGAGAACGGAGAGACCAGACUAAUUCCUGUGAGGUCGCCGUCGGCUCUCUUGUAUCGAUAA
Molecule: messenger RNA, 1599 nt
Organism: Pieris macdunnoughi
Lineage: Eukaryota; Metazoa; Arthropoda; Insecta; Lepidoptera; Pieridae
Source: the annotation of a GenBank genome assembly